AUGUCGUGUAUAUCUGUCAAGCGCCAACGGGAAGAUUCUUUUGAAAGGGCGGAUUUGGAUUGGCAUUGGGAUCGGAAGAAGCCGCGACCACUACCUUUUCGAACCUCUCCCACGUCAAAACACACCACUCUGUUUUCUCAAACUCACCAAUUCUUUGAUACCCCCACCGAAUCCUCAGAUGAUGACGACAAUGGAGCAACUUCAGACGUUGCUAUGGCGCCUCGAUACCAGACGGGGAAGAAAGAUGACAUGACAUAUCUUUCGAUCAGAGUGCAGCCAUGUCACGACAACGACUCCGACGUCGAGAUGACCGACCUACCCCGUUCUUCCUCCUCGAACACCAUCGCUCCAUGUUCAACAGCGGAGUCAACGCCCAAUUGGUCCGGGAGCGUGAUGUCAUCACCAAUCCCGCAUCGUUUGAUUGUCCAAUCUCUAAAUAUCAGCGGUGGCCGCACUGCAACACCCAUCUAUGGACAUUUCACUGCAAAUAUGAGCCUCAACGCUAUGAGAGAGGACUCCGGUAGUGCAAAUGGUACUUCCGGGUUCGUGCCUCCAUCCACCACCAUUUCUGAUAGCACCAAUGUUGCCACUUCUAUCGCUUCGUCUACCAGAUCCUUAGUUGUGUUAUCAGAUGGAGAAGACCGGUGGCGUCCUCGGAGACUCCCAAGCCCGAUCAGUGAAGGUGAAAUUUCCCCAAUGACCACUUUCUCCCAGAUAGACCGGCAUUUUGAAAGCACAACUUUAGUCACUGCAAACAAUCUCCGAAAAUCUUCAUCCUUCACUCACCCCUGGGAGAAAGAGCCCGCAGACACAUCUACCUCAGAACCGCAGCAACUCUCUUUGACACCGCACCACAGCCUAAAUCACAAUGUCACAUCUGCUGCUAAUGACACCCCUGGAAAUUCUACCUUCAGCGAAUAUACUAAACAACCCGUCCCCGAUCAAAAGCAGAGGUGCCACAUCGAUGAUAACCCAUCCAUACAUACCUGGAGCCGACAAGCAGCAUACGAUAUUGCAUUCUCAGAAAAUAGAGAUACAACCACCCCUCAGAGGAAGAAAUCCAGCGGUCCGAACAAAAUGAGUAUUGCCAUGGGUUACCGUGCCGAUUGUGAUAAGUGCCAGAGGCGUGUACCGGGACAUUAUAGCCAUAUUAUUCGCGGGUGA
Histoplasma mississippiense is the source of this 1164-nucleotide messenger RNA. RefSeq lists its product with no specific name. The record is from RefSeq and is a predicted model, not a curated record. Bases 1 to 1164 code for a protein of 387 amino acids. The transcript has 2 exons. Lineage: Eukaryota; Fungi; Ascomycota; Eurotiomycetes; Onygenales; Ajellomycetaceae.